AUGAUCCGCGCGCUCGCGUCGCGGCUCGGCCGCGCGGCCGUGAAGACGACGACGCGGCAUUCUCCACCCGCGUCGUCGUCGUCGUCGUCGUCGUCGUCGUCGUCGUCGUCGUCCGCCCGUCUUCGUCGUCUCAGCGGCGAGACCGCGGGCGCGUCCGGCGCGUCGUCGUCGGACGCGGCGUUUGCGUCGUCGACGUCCAUCGCGGGCGCGAACACGAAGGAGUACCUCGUCCGCGUCCCCGCGGCGAAGAUCGAGGCCGAGAUGGACGCGAACGAGAGCUUUCUGAGGAGACACCUCGUGACGCUGACGUCCAUCGGCGCGGCGGCGUACAUCGGGUUCUACGUCGCGCCCAUCGUCGGCGGCGGGACGUCGCAGAGCGCGGUGAAGUUGUUGCGGAGCGACGACGGCGUCUUCCGAAGGACCGGGCUCUCGCGUUUGAACGCGAUGAUCUCCGCGGGGCACGCGACCUACCUCGCGCCCGCGAUCGAGGAGAGCGCGGGGGAGCUCCUCGUGUCGUUGGCGUCCGGACGCGGCGAGAAGCCGGGAAGAGCAAAGGCGGAGGAGAAGGCGGAGGAGGCGGCGGAGGCGUUGCGAUGUUUAGAAUCGCUCGUUGCCGUGUCGGAGGAGAUUCGCGUCGGGUUGUCGAAGCGCGCGGCGGUGAUGGACGCGCUCGCGGCCGCGUCGAGGGAUAGGACGUUAGCCAAGGACGUGCGCGAGAGGCUCGCGAGCGUGCGCGAGAAGCUCAAGCGAAGCGCGGCGAAGUAG
Messenger RNA from Micromonas pusilla CCMP1545, 765 nucleotides. RefSeq lists its product as uncharacterized. Lineage: Eukaryota; Viridiplantae; Chlorophyta; Mamiellophyceae; Mamiellales; Mamiellaceae. The coding region runs from base 1 to 765 and encodes 254 amino acids. The record is from RefSeq and is a predicted model, not a curated record. The transcript has a single exon.